Messenger RNA from Humulus lupulus (European hop), 1014 nucleotides. RefSeq names its product hyoscyamine 6-dioxygenase-like. The transcript is spliced from 4 exons. NCBI's taxonomy places the organism in Eukaryota, Viridiplantae, Streptophyta, Magnoliopsida, Rosales, Cannabaceae. The coding region runs from base 1 to 1014 and encodes 337 amino acids. The record is from RefSeq and is a predicted model, not a curated record.
AUGGAGAAGCUGUUAUUAACUAAGUCAGACUUGAAAUUUGUACCAGAAUCCUACAUAUUUCCAUCUGAAUCUAGACCCGGUAAUGCCAAAGUUCCACUUUUUGAGACCAUUCCUGUGAUUGAUUUGAAAGAAGAACCAACUAAACUCAUUCCCCAAAUCAUAAAUGCUUGCAAAGACUUCGGAAUCUUCCAGUUGAUUAAUCAUGGGAUUGGAGAGAAGCUAUUACAAGAUGUAUUAGAAGUGACUAAGGAGUUUUUUGAGCUGCCUGCUGAGGACAAAGCAAGCUUAUUCUCUGAUGACCCCAGACAAAUUUUUAGGCUCUACACCAGCAUUGAUUAUAUGAAUGAGCAGGUACAUUACUGGAGAAUUGCUUUGAGACACCCUUGUCCUGUAGAAGAACACAUCCAAUUUUGGCCUCAAAAACCAGCUAAAUACAGAGAGUUGGUUGGAAGUUACUCAGUCGAGCUUAGGAAGCUGAGUUUGUGUAUUUUGGAUUUGAUUGGUGAAGGAUUAGGACUAGAACCCGGAUACUUUCGAGAGAAAACUGAACUCGCUGCAGCUCAUUUAAUGAACAUGAAUCAUUAUCCACCAUGCCCAGAUCCAAGUCUAACCUUGGGACUACCUAAACAUGGUGAUGCCAACAUGAUAACUUUCCUUCUCCAAGAAAUGGAUGGUCUUCAAGUGUUGAGAGAUGAGCAAUGGUUUGCAGUUAAGCCUCUCCCUAAUGCAUUCGUUGUGAACAUUGGCUACAUUUUGGAGAUUGUGAGCAAUGGGAAGCUAAAAAGUGCCGAACACAGAGUUGUGACAAACCAAAAUGUUGCGCGCACAACUGUUGGCAGCUUCAUUUAUCCUUCUUUUGGUUGCCAAGUUGAGCCUGCAAAAGUGCUCAUCGACGACAAUAGUCCUCCACUCUAUAGAGAGUUCGUAUUCAAAGAUUUUCUGGCCACCUUUUUAAUAGAUACUAAUAGCAAGAACAAAUCACCACUUGAGCGCUAUAUGCAUGAACAAACUUGA